Molecule: messenger RNA, 414 nt
Organism: Phytophthora sojae
Lineage: Eukaryota; Oomycota; Peronosporomycetes; Peronosporales; Peronosporaceae
Exons: 3
Coding region: 16-261 (81 amino acids)
Source: RefSeq, a predicted model, not a curated record
CAGCUCGUAUUCGCGAUGGAAGGCGCUAACUUCACCCCGCAGCAGAAGGCCGAGCUCAUCAACCGGGUCCGCUCGGAAGUGCAGCAGCAGGCGCUGCAGGAGCUGACGCAGAACUUGCAGGAGAAGUGCUUCGACAAGUGCAUCACGCGCCCCAACGGCAAGCUGGACGGCAAGCAGCAGAACUGCCUCGCUCUGUGCAUCAACCGCUACAUCGACACCAUGAAGGUGGUCUCGGAGGCCAUGGCGCAGCGCGGCUCUUAGGUUGAGCGGAUUACUCGUGCGUUCCGGUGUUGUCGCCUUCGACUGAAUAACCCGCGAUGAGCCUGCACUGUAGCGGUCGUUGCGAGACGCGUGCUUAUAGUUUCUUUAGAGGGAAUGCCGCGCUUCAAUACAACUCGACCCUGUGCCUCAAUU